This is a messenger RNA of Arachis ipaensis, 2244 nucleotides long. The record is from RefSeq and is a predicted model, not a curated record. NCBI's taxonomy places the organism in Eukaryota, Viridiplantae, Streptophyta, Magnoliopsida, Fabales, Fabaceae.
AUGAAGAUGGGUCUUAGAGAGAAAGUGGCAACAGCACCUAGUGCUCCACCUGCUACAACACCCCAGCCUGUCAGCAUUGAAGAAGAAUGUGCUGAGGUUGAAAGUUUGCGCCAAAAAUUCAACAACAAUUUAUUCUCCAUUAAACAAAGUUCUGACCUCUUAAUGAGACUCCAGAAUGAAGAUAAUGGAAGCAAGUCAACAUUAAAGAGGUUGGAGACAUUAGAUUUCAGUUUCAAUAACUUCAAGGAGAAUAUAAUGGAGUUCUUGUAUAGUCUAAUAUCCCUAAGGAAAUUAAUUCUUGCACAUAACAAAAUUGGUGGACUCUUUCCUAGCAAAGAACUAUCAGUUUUAUGCAACUUGAAGUCAUUGGACUUGAGUUUCAAUGAUCUUAGCGGCAGCCUGACAACUCAAGGACCUUUUUCUCUGGGAAAUUUGACAUCGCUUCAAACUCUUGAUCUCUCACAUAACUCUUUGAGCGGGAACAUUCCAGAACCUUUGCUUGCUAGACUUUCAUCAUUGGAGCAUCUGUCUCUUUGUUUCAACAAUUUUGAGGGUUUAUUUUCAUUGAACAUUUUGGCUAAUCAAUCAAAGCUUAAGGUUUUGCAAAUAGGACAUAUGAGUUCUAAAACAUUUCAGGUUCAAACUGAAAACAUCCCUUGGAAUGCAUCAUUUCAAUUGGAAGACUUAGAGAUUUUCUCUUGUAAAUUAAACCUACCUACAAGAACCUUUCCUUCUUUCCUUUCGUCUCAAAAUGCCUUGAGACGAGUUGAUCUAUCAGAAGCCAAUUUGGCUGGUACGUUUCCCAAUUCGUUCUUCAUGAACAAACCCAGAUUGAAAUAUAUGUUUUUAUCAAAGAACUCAUUUGUUGGAUCUUUUGAGCUACCUGUUAAUCAAAGUCAACAGAUGAACCAAUUAUACACAUUGGACAUAUCAAACAACUUGAUUGAAGGUGAGCUUCCCACCAACAUGGGGUUCUUCUUCCCAUUUUUAGACUACUUGGAUGUUUCAAGCAACAGAUUUGAUGGCUCUAUUCCUUCAUCAAUUGGAGAGAUGUCAACCUUGACUGUCUUGGAUUUGUCAUACAAUAAUUUUUCUGGGAAUGUUCCCAAACACUUUUUUAAAGGAUGCAUCUCUCUACAAUCAUUGCUAGUGGACAAUAACAAUUUCAACGGAGCAUUCCCAAGCUUUGUUAGAAGUCCGAACCUAACAAGAAUAACAGCAUCAAGGAAUAAUUUUGAAGGCCAAAUAACAGAAGAGAUGUGUGAACUGAUUAGGCUUCUGGCUUUAGACUUGUCUUACAAUAACUUCUCAGGUGCACUGCCUUCUUGCUUGAACAUGCCAUCUGCAGGACUCAUUAGCUUGCAAGGAAAUAGUCUUACGGGCACAAUACCCGAAGCUGUGGGUGGCCUUCAAAGUUUGAUGUUUCUUUUGUUGGGAGGUAAUCAGUUGCAAGGCCAGAUUCCCAAUCAAAUAUGUCAGUUAAAAUAUUUGCAGAUAUUAGACCUUUCCCAAAAUAAUUUCACUGGCUCAGUACCUUCUUGCUUCAAUAGUACUACGUUUGCUUCAGGGAAACAAUCACUGUUGUUUGGAUUUUUUUUCAAUCCGUUGCUACAACUCAUAAUAAAAGGUUUAUCCCUUUCGUACAAUACAGAAUUGCUUGAAAUCAUUACAGUUUUGGACUUGUCAUCUAAUCAAUUGACAGGAGAAAUUCCGGACCAAAUAGGAGACCUGAGUGGCCUUCAUGCACUCAAUUUAUCCCACAACCAUUUGGAAGGUCCAAUUCCAACAAGCUUCCACAAUCUACAAAGCAUUGAGAGUAUGGAUCUUUCAAAUAACAGUUUGAGUGGUGAAAUUCCUCUACAGUUAGAGGACUUGCACUAUUUAUCUGUCUUCAAUGUGUGCUACAACAAUCUAUCAGGUAAAGCACCUAACCAAGGACAAUUUGGUACUUUUGAUGAGAGUAGUUAUAGAGGAAAUCAAUAUCUCAAGUGGGGUAAUAGUAAUAGAGGCAAUGCAACACUUCUUCCACCUCCUCCAAAUCUGCCUAGUGGAGGAGACAAUGACGAUUCUGUAAUUGAUUUCACUUCUUUCUGUUGGAGUUCUGUUGCAUCCUUUGUCACAGUGCUCUUAACAUUUGUGACGAUUCUUUGGAUCAAUCCUUAUUGGCGCAGAGUAUGGUUUUAUUUUAUGGAAGAGCUCCUCUUUAAAUGCUUUGGUUGGUUCCUUGAAGAUGCAUUCUACUAG